GACUCUGAUAAUUGAUAAAAUGUUUAAUGCCCAUGCUUAUGUUACAUAUUAUUAAAGCUAUUUAUUAACUUCAACUCUAAAAAUAUAUCUUGUUAUAUGUUUUAAAAAUUUAGGUUUAUACAUUAUAAAUACUUGUAUUUGGUUUAUGCAAUAACGCUAUGGCGUUCAUAAUCAAUGCACUCCAAAGAUGUAAAGUUGCAAUUAAAUAUCAAUCACCAAUAAAUGAAGCUUGUAUGGGUGUAAUGCCCCAAAACCAGCAAGUACGUAAUAAGUGGCCUGAUCACAGAAUGAAAAAAGAUGCUCGCAAAAGAAACACGUUAAAAGAGUAUGGCAUUUAUAAGUUGCGAUACAACGCAAUUCGUAAAAAUGAUAUAAUUCCCCAAGAAGUUCAGGAAAUAGCUGACAAAGAAAUUUAUCAUUGCCCAAGAGAUGCUAGCAUAACCAGAAUUGUUCAGCGAUGUCAGAUCACAUCUCGUCCCAGAGGAAAUGUGAAACGUUGGCGACUAAGUAGAAUUAUCUUCAGACAUUUAGCAGAUUAUAAUAAAUUAGCAGGCGUACAAAGAGCAAUGUGGUAAACCAAGUAAAAACCCUGUCCGUGGACUACUUAUAUAAUAAUAUGUUUUAUUAUACAAAAUUAGACCUUAUCUAAAUAUUAGAAAACAAAACAUCCACUUGUGUAUAGCCUGUAAAUGUUAUAGUAACUUGGUAAAUACAUUAUUAUAUUUGAAAGCAACAAGUUAGAAACAUCGUAAUUUUUUCAACUCCUCAACAUCUUAAUAUUUCUAACAUAGUUUUUAAUUUCAUAUAGUUAAUUUAAUUAUAUGACAUGAGUUUUGUAACAAUAGUGUUUUUUCAACCAAUAUAAUACGUUUUAAUAUGUU
Adelges cooleyi (spruce gall adelgid) is the source of this 881-nucleotide messenger RNA. RefSeq names its product 28S ribosomal protein S14, mitochondrial (gene mRpS14). The transcript has 4 exons. The record is from RefSeq and is a predicted model, not a curated record. Gene Ontology annotation, molecular function: structural constituent of ribosome. Gene Ontology annotation, biological process: translation. NCBI's taxonomy places the organism in Eukaryota, Metazoa, Arthropoda, Insecta, Hemiptera, Adelgidae. Bases 159 to 575 code for a protein of 138 amino acids. Gene Ontology annotation, cellular component: ribosome; mitochondrial small ribosomal subunit.